AGUAACAUUAAAACACAAAAUUUUACAUGAUAAACCUACCGAAGUUGCAACGCCAUCUGAAGUAAAACAAGAAAUUAAUGAAAACUUACAUUUAAGCCCUGUUGAAUUAAGAUACCAUCUUCGAAAAAAAUUUGAUAUAUCCAAUAUCACGUCCAAGCAAAUUUAUUACUGGUGGUCAUAUUUUACACAACAAUUCUACAAAACUGAUGAAAAUCACGUUAUCUCAACAUGUAUAUUUUUUGACAAACAAUCUAAUAAUUAUUAUGACCACUGUUUUCAGCUUGAUACGGAUAAUAUAACAGCUAUUGGCUUCACAACAUGCCUACUUGAAGGAUUGCGGACUAAAGCACUUACAGACUUUUUUUAUACUUUUCGCAAUAAAGGUCUAAAUCCAAGUUACUUUUAUACUGACAAAGAUUUCGCGGAAAUAACAGCAGCAAAAAAUAUAUGGCUUUUAACCAAUAUACAACUUUGCCUAUGGCAUAUAGAAAAAGCGUUCAAAGAAAAACUUAUAAGUUGUAAAAAAAUUAUGUAUACAAAUUAUAAAUACGAAGAAGUUAUAAAAGAAUUUACCUUUAUUGAUCCUUCUUUUAUUCCGGAUCUACAACGUACUGAUAAUGAAUAUUAUAUU
Molecule: messenger RNA, 631 nt
Organism: Racocetra fulgida
Lineage: Eukaryota; Fungi; Glomeromycota; Glomeromycetes; Diversisporales; Gigasporaceae
Source: the annotation of a GenBank genome assembly